UGGGGGAUGAAUGUCUGUGUCCUCCAGGCUGCUGCUGCUGCUGCUGCUGCUGUGGGAGUGCCUCCGAGAGCCCGGUGCAGGAGCCAUUGAUGGAAAGGACACGCUGAUGUCCCAGCUGGAUUACUGAGCUCCUCGGUGACUCCUGGAGCUGCUGCUGCUGCUGCUGCUGGAAUAAGGAGCUGCCCUUUGUUCUUGGCCUGUCCCAGAGGCACCUCCUGGGUGCUGCAUGCAAGUCCUGGACGUGCUGGAAACCAUGGGGAUUGGCAAGAACACCACGGCCAAGUCGGUGGAGGCAGGAGGAGGCUCCACGGAGGGCAAAUACGAGGAUGAGUCCAAGCACCCCACCUUCUUCACCCUGCCUGUUGUGAUAAACGGUGGAGCCACGUCCAGCGGUGACCAGGACACAGAGGACACGGAGCUGAUGGCCAUCUACACCACGGAGAAUGGCAUAGCAGAGAAGAGCUCCCUGGCAGAGACCCUGGACAGCAGCGGCAGCUUGGAUGCCCAGAGGACUGACAUGAUUUACACCAUUGAAGAUGUUCCUCCCUGGUACCUCUGCAUCUUCCUGGGCUUGCAGCACUACCUGACGUGUUUCAGCGGGACCAUCGCCGUGCCCUUCCUGCUGGCCGAUGCCAUGUGCGUGGGCUUCGACCAGUGGGCCACCAGCCAGCUCAUCGGGACCAUCUUCUUCUGCGUGGGCAUCACCACCCUGCUGCAGACCACCUUCGGCUGCAGGUUACCCCUGUUCCAAGCCAGUGCUUUUGCAUUCUUAGCACCUGCCAGAGCAAUUCUCUCUCUGGAGAAGUGGAAGUGCAAUAACACAGAUGUAACAGUUGCAAACGGAACAGCAGAGCUGCUGCACACGGAGCACAUCUGGUACCCCCGGAUACGAGAGAUCCAAGGUGCCAUCAUCAUGUCCUCGCUGAUCGAGGUGGUGAUCGGGCUGCUGGGGCUGCCUGGGGCCCUGCUGCGCUACAUCGGGCCGCUGACCAUCACCCCCACCGUGGCCCUCAUCGGCCUCUCGGGCUUCCAGGCUGCUGGGGAGAGAGCUGGCAAGCACUGGGGCAUCGCCAUGCUGACUAUUUUCCUAGUACUGUUGUUCUCCCAGUAUGCCAGAAAUGUCAAAUUUCCCUUGCCCAUUUAUAAAUCCAAGAAAGGAUGGACUGCAUACAGGCUGCAGCUUUUCAAGAUGUUCCCUAUCAUCCUGGCCAUCCUGGUGUCCUGGCUGCUGUGCUUCAUCUUCACGGUGACGGACGUUCCCCCGGACAGCUCCAAGUACGGCUUCUACGCGCGCACGGACGGCGGCGUGCUGCUGGUGGCGCCGUGGUUCAAGGUGCCCUACCCCUUCCAGUGGGGGCUGCCCACCAUCUCAGCAGCGGGAGUGAUCGGCAUGCUCAGUGCUGUGGUGGCCAGCAUCAUCGAGUCCAUCGGCGACUACUACGCCUGUGCCAGGCUCUCCUGUGCUCCUCCUCCUCCCAUCCACGCCAUCAACAGGGGGAUUUUCAUCGAGGGGCUCUCCUGUGUUCUGGACGGAGUGUUUGGGACAGGGAAUGGAUCCACCUCCUCCAGCCCCAACAUUGGGGUCCUGGGCAUCACAAAGGUGGGCAGCCGCAGGGUGAUCCAGUACGGCGCUGCCUUCAUGCUGCUGCUGGGCAUGGUGGGCAAGUUCAGCGCGCUCUUCGCAUCGCUGCCCGACCCCGUGCUGGGCGCUCUCUUCUGCACCCUCUUCGGGAUGAUCACGGCCGUGGGUCUGUCCAACCUGCAGUUCAUCGACCUCAAUUCCUCUCGCAAUCUCUUCGUGCUGGGAUUUUCCAUCUUCUUUGGGCUCGUGCUCCCCAGCUACCUCAAACAGAACCCCCUGGUCACAGGAAUUGCAGGCAUUGAUCAGGUGCUGAACGUGCUGCUCACCACGGCCAUGUUCGUCGGGGGCUGCGUGGCCUUCGUGCUGGACAACACCAUCCCAGGAAGCCCCGAGGAAAGGGGAAUUCGGAAGUGGAAGAAAGGGGUUGGCAAAGGCAGCAAAUCCCUGGAUGGCAUGGAAACCUAUGAUCUGCCUUUUGGCAUGAACUUCAUUAAAAAAUACAGGUGUUUCAGCUUCCUGCCCAUCAGCCCCACCUUCGUGGGGUACACGUGGAAAGGCUUCAGGAAAAGCAGCAGCUGCAGGAGUUCAGAUGAAGACUCAGAAGCUACAGUAUAGCCUUAGCUGAAAUUCUAUUCUCUAGUUGUAGUCGAAGAUGUAUUUGCAGUUUCUUGCUGAUUAAGAAGCAUUAAAAUAUAUGUUUUGUAUAUCUGCAUUUAAAUUCUGGAACCAGAGCUGAGACGGAUUAAAAAAAAAAAAAAAAAAAAAAAAAAAAAAAAAAAAAAAGCUUUUCCUGCUGUGGGUGGUGGAAGCCAGGUCUGGUGUCUCUGGGGCAAAUCCUGCUGAUUUUGGGAGCUUGGAGAGAGCUGUGCACCUAAUUCUGUUGGGAACUUGGAGAGAGCUGUGCACCUAAUUCUGUUGGGAACUUGGAGAGAGCUGUGACCUAAUUCUGUUGGUUUUUAAUGGGUUUAGGUGGAGCUGUGGAGGUGCUGCUGCAGAUUUUUGUUUUUUAUUGUGAUUUUAUUGGAGCCCUCAGCGUUGGUUACGCCAGGAAAGCUGAACUUAGGAGAAGGAGGGGGAGAAAAAAGAGAGGAAAGGAGAAAUAUUUCCUGCAGCUCCUGUCAGAUCCCGUGGAUGCUGCUCAGUGAUUUCACAUUCUCAGUGCCCUGGAAACGGCUCAGCUGAUGCUGGCAGCUCAGGAGAGUUCCAUUCUGUGCUUUCGGUGACACCCCAGUGCUCAGGCAGAAGUUUCUGGAAUGACUCUGCCUCUGGAAGCCGUGGCUGGCUCAGGCUGCAGCAGCCCCUUCUUUUCCUGGCAGCAUUUCUCAUUUCUGCACCUUUGCCUUCCCCGCCAGGGCUUCCUUGGGGGACACAGGAGCCUGGGGAGCUCCAGGGGUGGCAGAGCUGAGCUCACACAGGAUGCCUGUGUCCAGCAGGAUGUGUCCUGGCCAGAAAUGCUAAUUAGCUGAGCAGCUCCAAGCAAUUAACAGUUGUUCCCUGCAGGGAAAGCCACGCUCGGCUCUGAGCAGGGUUUGUUGUUGGUGGUGGCUCUUCUCCUCUUGUGGGGCUUCUGCAGAGGCUGAUUGCUCUGGGAAGGGCUUUGGGGGAGCAGAGACACUGCACCUGCGGCCUCACCCGCCGAUGGCUUCACGGGUAUUGGGUCCAAUCAGGGCACCACUCAGAAAUCUUCUCCUUUUUCCUGAAAUAGUCUCAGCUCUGCUGUUAUGUGGGUGUUCACGCUCAUCAUGCAUUCAUGAUUAACAGUUUUAUUCCUGUUUAAUGUUCUUACUAUUGCAAGUUAGUUUUAGACUUCAGUGUGGCCCCAAAAGCGUUUUCAGCUGUGGAGAUCAUCAGGGAAAUGUUGUGUAAUGUAAUUUCAAGGCCAGUAAUGCUCUACGGUGCUUGCAUUUUGUAUUCCUGGGAAACCAUACCAGUAGGUCCUGUAACCCCCUGAGCUAUUUAUCCAAGUUUGACUACUGGGCAGGAGCACAGGAGCUCUGUUUUCUCUGAGUCUGCUCCCAGGGGAAUUUGUUCUGGGUUUUUGAAGCAUGGACGGGUUGGGGUGGGGAGGGCAAGGACGGAGCUGAGUAGUGUAGAGUGGGAAUGGCUCCGUGGAGCUCGUUCUCAGCAUGCCAUGGCUGUUUCCAGAAGCUGUUUUCCCCCACUUUCCCCAUGCCCAAGCAUGCCUUUGUUCCUGCUUCCCUCGGGGAACUCUCAGUAGUUUGCAGUCCUGGCGUCGCGUGGACUCCGGAGCUGCUCGGAAGUCGUCGUGUGGUAGACGAGGUUGGUUUGCCUGUGAAACAAACAAACAAACAAAAAAAAAAGUCAUUUUUGCUCAUUUUUCAGUGUUUUCCUCCCCAGGGAGCGAGGUGUUGGGCUCCCCUGCCUGCCUGCACACGCGUUGGGUGUGGGCAGCUCUUCUCAGGGCACGGAGCUCCCGCAUCCCCCAGCUGUGUGUGCGGCCAGAGUGGGUGGCAGGGUUAAAAGUGGGGUUAAAAAUGCCCAUCCAGAAGGAAAACAAACCCCCCUCUGGUGGCUGUGCAGCCUGAGGGGCUGUGGAGUGCCAGAUGCCAAAGCUGGUUAUCCUGUAAAGGUGGAGAGAGGGAGGAAAAGCUUUGAAUUCCCAGCUGGCUGCAGAGAGAGGAGGGAUGAGAGCAGAGUUUGUGUCUCACCCCGCUGAGGGAACCUGGGUGAGUCCCCAGUGGAGAUUCCCAAGUCCCAGGGCAGCAAAUCCUGGAUGAAUCCUGUCUCCUCCCUGGAGCAGAACUGCCCUUCCUUCCCCACAGCUCUCUCCAGGCAGGUGCAGCCCAGGUUUCUGUUGGAUUGAAUCAUUUCAGUGCUUCGUGCCCAUCCCCUCAGCCCCUGCCCUUGGGAGCAGCUGGAAUUGGAUCCAGUUUGGAUCAGUUUGGAUCAGUUUGGAUCCCAGCUGGGCACCUCCUCCCAGGGUGAGUGCUCACAGGUGAGCGCCAGGCUCGGGAGGGACCCCUGGGUGUGCAGGAAGGGCUGGGCUGAGCUGGGCUUGGCAAGUUUGGGGUGAAUUUUGGGAAGAGGAGCUGCCCUGUCCCCUCCUGGCACUCCCAGGGGAAGAUCAGUGAUUUUUUGGGGAGAAAUCCUUGAGUUCACCCCAGGUUUGUGCAGCUGCAGGGGGGAAUUUGGACCUUAAAUCAUUCCCUUCUCCUGGUCCCUUCUCCUGGUCGCUUUGCCAGGUGGCUGCUGUGAAAUUCCAGUUCCAGGGAUUUUCAGCUGAGCAGGGCUGGAGAGGAUGAAGCUGCAGGUUUGGGGAGCACUAAAAUCCCAAAUUCCAGGGAUUUAGGUGCCUGUACCAAGCUCUGGCAGGGCUGGAGAGGAUGAAGCUGCAGGUUUGGGGAGAAUCGAACGCAAAUUGUGUGUCCAGGUGCGACCCGACUGCCAAUGCUGGAUUUUCCUCACUGUCCUUCCCUGCCUUUCCCAACAACCAAACCCCAAGCACCCAGGGAAGUUGGCAGCUGAGAGGUGAGCGAAGAGGUGAUUGAGAAGUUUCAACCACAUUCGGAGAGGGAAGGGCAAAUAUUCAUGGUAGAAAUCUCAUUUUGUCAUAUCAGAGGUGGCAUCAGUGUAUACAAACAAAGUAACUUGGGAUUUUUGUAAUUGAUAUUCUCUUGUAUUUUUUUUAGGUUCGAUUAAGGGUUCUUGCUGACAUGUUGAAACACGUUUUCUAAAGCAAAUACUUGCAAAUUAUGCCUAUAGAAAUUUAGGUUUCGUAGCUGACAGCUAUGACUGAUUCACGUUGUCAUAUUGGAGGGACUUGGCUCAGAAAGCUCAAACCUUUUCAACCCCAAAUUUGCUUUUAUUGCCUUUUAAUACUGACUUGAAAUAUGACAACUUGGUUUGUACAUGAAUAUUGCAGUAUUUUAUUUCCAUAUAUUAAGAAAAUAACAUUUCCACUCAGGAUAACAGCGGUGUUUUCCUGGGAGGGAGUGGUAUGAGUGUCAUGACAAUGUCAUGUGAUGGUAGAAUUUCUUCAUUGACGAAUCUAUAGUGGUUGUGUAUACUUUAUUUACCCAUCUUUGUGUUCCUACCCAAAACUGGAGCCUUUUGUUGUUUCCUCCCUGCUGAGCCCUCGUGGCUCCCGGGGGCAGAAUUGGAGAAAACCCCUCACUGGGUCAUUAAACCCCAAAAACUUGUGCAGAUCCUGACAUUUUGGGUACAAACAGCGCUGCAGGCGCUGGCAGAGCCUGCUGGUUUGGCUGAGCCCUUGGAUGCCUCCCCCACCUGAGCAGCCUGGCUGAGACCAGCACCGCUUCCCCUUCCUUCCUCGCGGCCUUCUCCCACCAAAAUCGGCUUUUUUCGCUUUUUUCUCCCCUUUUCCUUUCCUGUUCCCAGCGGGGCUGGUGGGGGGGUCCCUCAUUUUUUACAGCAGAGCCCCCCUGGGUGCGGUUUGUGUUUUUGGGGAGGUUUGGGAUGGGCUUGGGGCCGCCCCGGUGCUCUGGCCGGGCUGUGGGUGACCCGGGGUGGCUCUGCCCUCCUGGGCACCCCGUGUGCCAGCCCCGACAAUUCCUGUGUUUGUCUGUUCAGAACAACCUCUGGCAUAACGAACUAUUGACUGUUCUUUAGGCGGUGGGGAUAAAUUUUUUUUUUUUUUUUUUUUUUUUUUUCCAUGACUUUUCGUGACUGACUUUGGCUGUAAAACUUUCUUUUUGUUCAACAGCAAAAGUUUCUUUUUGGGGGGUUUUUUUGUUCGAUUAUUGUUUGUUGUUCCAAGAUGUGUAAUUCUUUUACGGAUUUUUUUUUUCUUAUUCCUUUUUUUUUUUUUCUAACAUUGCUUCAUUAAACAACUAAAUAUUUAAAAAUGUAAUAUUUGGACCAGAUGUUGUGAAUAAUAGUAGAUAAAGCUAUUUUAUUCUGUAUUUUUAAAGCUGUUCAGUAUAAAUAAACGCGGG
Molecule: messenger RNA, 6498 nt
Organism: Camarhynchus parvulus
Lineage: Eukaryota; Metazoa; Chordata; Aves; Passeriformes; Thraupidae
Gene: SLC23A2
Product: solute carrier family 23 member 2
Biological process (GO): transmembrane transport; L-ascorbic acid metabolic process
Cellular component (GO): membrane
Molecular function (GO): transmembrane transporter activity
Source: RefSeq, a predicted model, not a curated record